Parasteatoda tepidariorum (common house spider) is the source of this 2185-nucleotide messenger RNA. NCBI's taxonomy places the organism in Eukaryota, Metazoa, Arthropoda, Arachnida, Araneae, Theridiidae. The record is from RefSeq and is a predicted model, not a curated record.
GUGUUCUAAUGGGAAUCGCAUCUUUACGAUCAGUGCUACCUUGGGGGGAGGCGAGGCAGUCUGCCACAAAAACCUCUUCUCUCUCUUAAAUUUGUUUGUUUAAAUCUAGCUAUUUUAUUUUAAUUUUCGCUCAGUAAAUGUUACUGCCAUUCAAUUGUGCUUCGGCGGUUUAUCAUACAUUCCCACUCAGGUGAAUUAGUUAGAGCCUCUCGCUAGGCUCAUAAGAUAACUACAACAUAUGAGUAUGAGUACGAUCAGUGCUAUGCAAAACUCCAUAAAGAUUGUUCUAAGCAUUGAAUUCUUUCUGGGAUAUAGUAUAUUAUUGUAAAAUGUUUUGCGUUACCCUUUACUUUGACUAUGGCACGUGAACCUGUAGAUUAAGGAAUAAAGUAUCAGUAUAGCUAGGAUGGCUGAAUUUUAAAGAUCAAAUUUUAUUGAAAUGUACGACUUUUUUCCUACAUUAUUAUUCCUCAUCGGUGUACGCAGUAAUGGAAAGAGCACAAUUACGAAAUGGGAAGUAUUACUACUUGCAGUACCAAUUGUAUUAAUACCUUUGACGCAAGCCUGGAUAGUUCUGCUGAAGGGUUACUCAAUGCUAUAUUACUGCUCGAACAUUAAGUGCACUAAGAAAUGUUUAUGUCAAUUGUUAAUCAGAGCCUUUGUUGUAGCAGAUUGGAUAAUUCUAAAAGUCAAAGAAAAAGAAAUCGCUAGUUUAUUGCAACGUUUCAAGACGUUAAAAAGAUUACGAGGAUCAAUUUUCAGAAGAUGUAACUUAAUCAUAAAUUCGGCAACUGUUAUUAUCCUACUGUUUUCUACAGUGGUCUACAUUUUCAUAGUCGAACAUUUUUUGACGAACAUUGAAGAUAGUAAACGUUACUUUGCAGCUGCAACUUUCAACGCUAAUAUAUCUUUAGAUGAUUUCACAAUAUCCAUUCUGACUGCUCUGUACUUUCUUGUGACUAGAUUAACCAGGACAGUGAUUCCUUCUUUAUUAAGCAUUAUCUAUAUCACAUGGUGUAAUGCCUUAUGCGAAGCAGUGAAAAGGUGCAAAGAUAUGAUUCGUAUUCCAACUGCGAAUAAAACUUUAGAUUAUCUACCAUUUAUCCAAGAAUAUACUUACACUUAUAACUUGAUAGCAGAAAUAGAAAACAUUUUUUCUUCGCAUGUUUUUUGCCUGAUUGGAGCGAACUUCUUUGUCUUCUUUCUGUCAUUCACUCAACUUGUUGGCUUUACUUCAAUUUUCGAUAUGCCUCAGAAAACUGAAAAUUUUACAAUUUUAUUGGUUCAGGGAGUCCUCUUAUUUGUCAUAAUUUACAAAGCUGCGAAAGUUGGAGAAGAAGACCGUUUAGUCAGAAAAAAAGUUAAAGAUUUAGUAUUUUUCUUACUCUCAUCAAAAGAGACUUGUCAUAACGGCAAUUUUCUAUCAGAAUUUUUAAAUUCAAAGCCAAAUAUUACCCUAACAGCUGGGGGUGCAUUUACAUUCACCAAAAGUUUGCUUUUUACAACAGUUGGUGUCAUUAUCACAUAUAAUCUCCUCAUUUUGCAACUACAAAUUACUUAGAACAGUGGUUCCCAGAAGGUGUUCCACAGAAGCUUAGGGUUCCAUGGAAGGAACAUAAGGGUUCUGACAACUGAAUUUGUUUGAUGUGCAAAAACCUAUAAUGAAAACUCCACAGGAACACCAUUCCUGUUAAAUUAAAUUACAGGACUGAUGGAGCUGGAAAACCACACAUCAUAGCAGAAAAUCUGAUUGGUUCAUCGGCUGUGUUAUUAGGAAAAAUGCGGCUCAGAAAGUUGUUCCUAGAGUGUUGAACAACCAAUUUCUAGAUCCAUGAAUAGUGUUGAACAAUUUUGCAUGAUGGGAGCUGGUGAUAUCAACUUUGUGACAUUCCUUCUUUGUGAGGUUUAAUUUUCGGUUCGUCUUUUAGAACACUCAGAAUGAUGACGAGGACUUAUCGUAUAUACAUAUUUAAUUUAGAUUCUGGAUUAUUGAUGCUCGAAAUUAAUUACAAAAUAUUCAUAUGCUAAAUAAAAUACAGCUUUUAUUUCUGGAGCCCCAAUGCUCACUUCUUCAUCUAUACUCUGUGCACAUCCAGUCUAUACUGAAAAAUCCUUUCUCACUCGUGUCCUUCGCUUCUACUCGUGUACUCGUGUCUUUCCCCACUAUAGGGGAAAAACACUUUUA